Messenger RNA from Salvia hispanica, 2529 nucleotides. RefSeq names its product glutamine-dependent NAD(+) synthetase. Gene Ontology annotation, biological process: NAD+ biosynthetic process. The record is from RefSeq and is a predicted model, not a curated record. Gene Ontology annotation, cellular component: cytoplasm. NCBI's taxonomy places the organism in Eukaryota, Viridiplantae, Streptophyta, Magnoliopsida, Lamiales, Lamiaceae. Gene Ontology annotation, molecular function: ATP binding; glutaminase activity; NAD+ synthase (glutamine-hydrolyzing) activity.
CAAAAUCCAGAGAAGACAAUCCGAAUCUACGCCAUAUAUUCUCCGCCCACUCCUUUUUCUCUAACUCUAAAUUGCAGGGAAAUGAGGCUUCUCAAGGUAGCCACCUGCAACCUGAAUCAAUGGGCAAUGGAUUUCGAUUGCAAUAUGAAGAACAUCAAGGAAUCCAUUUCUAGGGCCAAAGAAGCCGGAGCCGUCAUCCGCCUCGGCCCCGAGCUUGAAAUCACCGGCUAUGGCUGCGAAGACCAUUUCCUCGAACUCGACACUGUCAAUCACGCGUGGGACUGCUUAAAAGAAUUAUUAGUAGAUGACUGGACUGAUGGCAUAUUAUGUAGUUUCGGUAUGCCUGUUAUCAAAGGGUCAGAGCGCUACAAUUGUCAAGUGCUAUGCUUGAAUAGAAAAAUAGUGAUGAUACGUCCAAAGAUGUGGCUGGCAAAUGAUGGAAACUACAGGGAGCUCAGGUGGUUUACGGCAUGGAAACAAAAAGGGCCUCUUGAAGAUUUUCUGCUGCCAAGUGAUAUAUCUGAGGCUAUAUUGCAGACAACAGUGCCUUUCGGCUAUGGAUAUAUCCAGUUUCUAGAUGUAGCCAUUGCUGCUGAAGUUUGCGAGGAACUUUUUAGUCCCAUGCCCCCUCACGCUGAGCUCGCUCUGAAUGGCGUUGAAGUAUUUCUGAAUGCUAGUGGAAGUCACCAUCAAUUGCGUAAACUUGAUAUUCGUCUCCGUGCUUUUAUUGGAGCUACAAAUACCCGUGGAGGUGUUUACAUGUACAGUAAUCAACAAGGAUGUGACGGCAGCCGCCUUUAUUAUGAUGGAUGUUCCUGCAUUGUGGUGAACGGUGAUGUGGUUGCACAAGGCUCACAAUUCUCCUUGAAGGAUGUGGAAAUGGUGGUUGCUCAAGUAGAUCUAGAUGCAGUUGCCAGUCUUAGGGGAUCUAUUAGUAGCUUUCAGGAACAAGCCAGUUGCAAACCAAAAGUUUCCUCCAUUGAAGUACCUUAUAGACUUUGCGAGUCUUUUACGCUCCAAAUGUUGCUUUCAAGUCCUCUAAAGAUUAAAUAUCAUUCUCCCGAAGAAGAAAUAGCUUUUGGGCCAGGCUGUUGGAUGUGGGAUUAUUUGAGACGAAGUGGUGCAUCUGGUUUUUUACUUCCACUCUCAGGUGGAGCAGAUAGCUCAUCUGUUGCUGCUAUAGUUGGUUGCAUGUGCCAGCUAGUAGUGAAAGCAAUAUCAGAGGGGGAUGAACAGGUCAAAGCUGAUGCCAUAAGGAUUGGCCAUUAUACUGAUGGACAAUUUCCAACAGACAGCAAAGAAUUUGCCAAACGUAUAUUUUACACUGUUUUCAUGGGGUCUGAAAAUAGUUCUAAUGCCACAAGAACAAGGGCAAAGGUGCUUGCAGAAGAAAUUGGGUCAUGGCAUCUUGAUGUCUCAAUAGAUGGAGUAGUUUCUGCUCUGCUCUCUUUGUUUAAGACACUUACAGGAAAACAACCACGAUACAAGGUAGAUGGGGGCUCUAAUAUUGAAAAUUUGGGACUGCAAAAUAUUCAAGCUCGAAUCAGAAUGGUCUUAGCAUUUAUGCUAGCAUCACUCUUGCCAUGGGUUCAUAACAAACCUGGUUUUUAUUUGGUCUUAGGGAGCUCAAAUGUCGAUGAAGGAUUGCGUGGUUACUUGACAAAGUAUGAUUGUAGUUCUGCUGAUAUAAAUCCUAUUGGAAGCAUCAGCAAGCAAGAUUUACGAAGAUUUUUAAAAUGGGCUGCUGUCGAUCUGGGUUUCUCUUCAUUAAAAGAAAUUGAAUCUGCUCCACCCACUGCUGAAUUGGAGCCAAUACGAUCCGACUACAGCCAGCUGGACGAAGUGGAUAUGGGAAUGACAUAUGAAGAACUCUCGGUAUAUGGAAGGCUGCGAAAGAUCUUUCGCUGUGGACCCGUAUCCAUGUUUAAGAAUCUCUGCUACAAAUGGGGAACAAAGUUAACUCCAGCAGAGGUUGCUGAGAAAGUGAAAUAUUUCUUCAAGUACUAUUCUAUCAACAGACACAAGAUGACAGUUCUAACUCCCUCAUACCACGCAGAGAGUUACUCACCAGAGGAUAAUAGGUUUGAUCUACGCCAGUUCCUAUAUAAUGCAAGAUGGCCAUAUCAAUUCCGGAAGAUAGAUGAACUUGUGACACAGUUGGAUGGUGAUAGAGUGGCUAUUGCAAAUGAAGCAUCGGGGCUCAGAUCAGAUGGUGGCAUGGGUGUCGUAGCUGCAGGUUCGGGCAAUCCAAGUGUUGGCUUGUAAAUUUUGCCAUGGCCUUAUAGUAAUCUCAGUCGCGAUCGAUACUCCCCUCCACCUUGAAUCCAUGAUGCUUGGUGUAAUUUAUGUGUUUUUAGUGUUUGUAUAUUAAUGUCAAUUUUAACUUGAGGUAGAUGUCAUUGAAAAAAAAUAAAAUCUUUCCCCAUGUUUUCUUGACGAACUGUUGAUCAGAUUAGUGAUCGAAUAAAAAACAGGGAACAACACUAGGAGUGAUAAUUCUUGAAGCAAUAAACACUUCUUAUUAUAGAA